UUGUUUACUAGUUUUCCGGGUUUAUUUUGCUGCAUGAAUUUCCUACAAGCAUCUCCAUUAGAAACGCUCAUCACAUGGUUUUUUCUGAAAACUUUUAAGUCUAGUUGAACAUAUUUGUUGUGACUAUUGUGACCUGUCUUUUUUUCUGUAAUUGUUAUUAAUUGUUAAAAGUGGCCAUGGCGUCACAAGAGGAAAUCAACCUUUGUGCUGAAUAUUUUAAGGAAAUAGCUGACAAUACAGCUGUAGCUCGUAAAUUCGUUGAAACUAUCACAGCUAGAAUUGAAAAUGGUGAUCUGGAUAUGAAACAUGGGAAUAAUUUUUUGAAUGCUCGUAAUCAGCUGAUGGCUGCUUACUUGACUAACUUAACUAGAUUAUUUCAAAUCAAAUCCUCUGGGUUGCAACUGGAAGGGAAUCCUGUUGUAGAUAGGUUAGUUGAUCUUAGAGUUUACAUUGAAAAAAGUCAGAAAAUCUAUAAAAAGAUGAGUUACCAAAUUGAGAAGAUUUUAUCUCUUGGUAAAAAUGUAACCGAUAAACAAAACAACCCACUCGCAUUCAAGCCUGCACCACACAAUUUAUUAGAUUUUGACGAAGAUGAAGAUGAAGAAGAAGACUAUGAAAGUAAUGAUGAACAAAAUAAAUUGUCAAAAUCGAUAGGAACUAAAAAGAAAACCGGAAAAUCGAACGUUUAUAUACCUCCUAAAGUUGCUGCCAUGAUGUAUGACGAUGAUGAGUCUGCUGAAAUAAGCAAACAAAAAGCUAUUGAAAAAGCAAAGAAAAGAGCUCUGUCAAGUAACAUUAUUCAAGACUUACGACGAGAAUAUGAUGAAGGUCCAGAAGAAAUCUCAACUGGCUCCAUCAGGAAGAGGAAGAUGGAAAAGAAAUUGAAUGAAAUCAAAGAAUAUGAAGAAGACAACUUUAUUCGUAUCACAAUGAGUAAAAAAGAGAAGGCUAAAUUGAAACAACCUCUGACAUCCGGUAAAAACCUUGGUGAUGAGAUUACUCAAUUUGGGGAUACUUCUUUCUUAACAGCAGGAACUAGCGGAGUUAAUCUGAAUCAGAAAACUAAAUCUAAAAGCAAGCCAAAAAACAAAUCAAUCAAAAAGAAAAGAGGUAAAAGAAAAUUCCGAAAAUGAUUUUAAUCAUUAUCUCGACUCUCGAUUAAAGUUUAUUUACAAACCAAAACACUAUUUGUAAAUAUUUAAAGUAUUUUGCUGUACUUUCUUUGCAAAUAAAUCACGAAAAAAAUGCAAUAAAGAUUUGUAAAUUGAAA
Molecule: messenger RNA, 1270 nt
Organism: Tetranychus urticae (two-spotted spider mite)
Lineage: Eukaryota; Metazoa; Arthropoda; Arachnida; Trombidiformes; Tetranychidae
Product: neuroguidin
Biological process (GO): maturation of SSU-rRNA from tricistronic rRNA transcript (SSU-rRNA, 5.8S rRNA, LSU-rRNA)
Cellular component (GO): nucleolus; small-subunit processome
Source: RefSeq, a predicted model, not a curated record